Molecule: messenger RNA, 1112 nt
Organism: Rubroshorea leprosula
Lineage: Eukaryota; Viridiplantae; Streptophyta; Magnoliopsida; Malvales; Dipterocarpaceae
Source: the annotation of a GenBank genome assembly
GAAAUUGAAUCAUGGAUGAAACUAAAAGAUUAUCGACUGUAGAUAUCAUUGAAAUUCAAAGAGCACAUGUCAACAGAUUUACUUUCCAGGACACUGUUGAUAUCUCUAUGCUUAAUAGUUUCUUCUGUGGUGAUUGCUUUGAUCUCUCAGAUAAGGAGAUCAAAGACGUGGAGCUUGUAGUUCUUCUGCUAGCUUCUGCCGAGAAGAGAAUGGUUCACUAUUACACUAAAGCUCUUCAAGAGAAGAUUGAUCGAGAAACUGGAGCUAAUACAUCAAACAUAAGAGAAAUAAAAAAUGGAGGGCUGUUACUGUCAGAUGAAAAUACAGUGUGUAUGAAACCUGCAUUAAUUAAAUGUUAUGAAAUGCUUCCUUUUGUUCAAGUUAGUGUGCUUGCAGGAAUUCAAGCAAUUGUAGAACAUGUGGCCUCUGCAAGAAAGGUUCAUUAUAUCGACCUUGCAAUUAGAACUGGGGAGCAAUGUACAGCGUCAAUGCAAGCUCUUGCCAUUCGAAAUGGAGUUCCAUUAGAGCUUCUUAAAGUGACUGCCAUAGGGACAGCGGAGGAAGAGAAAAUUGAGACAGGUAAACGGCUAGCCUGUUUUGCUGAGUCCUUAAAUAUACCAUCCUCGUUCAAAGCUGCUAUUGUGACACACAUGAAAGAUAUCAAUGAAGACAUGUUUGAGAUAGAAGAUGGUGAAGUUGUAGCCAUCUACUCUCCGUUGGUUCUAAGUCAUUUAGUACGACAGCCUGAUUGCUUGGAAGCUCUAAUAAGAGUUCUUAGGAAUUUAAAUCCAUGUGUUAUGGUGGUAACAGAAUGUGAGGCAAAGCUUUGUUCACCCGUUUUCAUGGAACGGUUUUUAGAAGCAUUAUCUUCCUCCGGUUCUCACUUCGAUUACUUUGAAGAUAGUAUGGAUCGGGAUGAUCAAAACAGGUUUGCUUUUGAAGAAACAUACUUUGCUCGAGGUAUAAAAAAUAUUGUUGCAGAGGAGGAUGAAAAUAGGACUCACAGGAUUAUGAAGAUAGAUGAUUGGAGAAACUAUUUAACUAAAUUCGGAUUAGUUGAAACAACACUAGGAUCCUCAUCUUUGUAUCAGGCAGAGCUGGUUGCCAAACAG